UCUGAAAGAGAUAUAAAGAGAGAGAUUAGGGGAGGCGUAGCAUCUUUAAAUUCCAUUUCAUUUCUAUCUUUUGUCUUCAAAAAAAUGCAUCUCCUUGAAUUAUCUGCUUUUCAAAAUCAAGAAGCUCACUCCGAGGAAGAUUUUCGCUUUGAGAAUUCACUCAAGGAACUCAGAGAUUUGCGCUCUCAGCUUCAUUAUGCUGCUGAUUACUGCGAAACAACAUUCUUGAAAGUCAAGGAGACAAAAGAUGCUGUCGAAAACACAAAAGAAUACAUAUGCAGGGCUCUGGUUACUGUUGUUGACCAUCUGGGAAGCGUCUCUUCUAAUCUUGAACACUGCAUUUCUGAUACCAAUGAUUUUGCUGAGGCAGAGCUUCGAAUCAGUACCCUUAAACAAAGACUUCUUUCAUGCGAACAAUACGCUCACAAGCUUGCUCUAAACAAAGUAAGAUGGAAUCCAGCUUUGCCAAACUAUCACCGGCGUUAUUUAUCAGCUCCAAUCACAAAUGUUGUGAAAUCAAAUGAAGACUCCAGAGACCUCAAGUUUCCAAGGGCAGCAAAAGUAACAUUUAAGCAAGAAUCUGACAUUAAGGAAGUGCCACUUUUCAUUCACACGUACACUGACAAGUUAUCACCAGUUACGAAUCCACCAACAAAAACCGCAACGGAGAACUCUGAUCCUAACACUGCUUUAGUGUUGCCUGUUCGAGAUGGCUUCUCAAUACUGUCAAAAGGUCCAAAUCCUACCUUCCACUUCCAGCUGGGCUCUCCCAAGUAUGGACGCAAGAGUUUACACAGGAAAUCAUCGCAGAGUGCUGAAAUUAUGUCCCUCAUUCGGCGAAUUAAACGAACCGUAUAAAUUAUUCCAUCUUUUGCCGUUUAGUUUAUGGUUUUCCAUGUACAGAAAUUUAGAUUGAAUUUCAAAUGAUUUUGUUUCCUCGUCAGUUGUCGCCUAACGGUGAUUAUCCUUGUGUAAUAUCGCUUAGGGUCCGUUUGGUUCGGGGAAUAUUAAAUUACUAUAAAUAUUAAAUUA
Pistacia vera is the source of this 1032-nucleotide messenger RNA. RefSeq names its product probable protein ABIL5. Bases 85 to 858 code for a protein of 257 amino acids. The record is from RefSeq and is a predicted model, not a curated record. Lineage: Eukaryota; Viridiplantae; Streptophyta; Magnoliopsida; Sapindales; Anacardiaceae. The transcript has 8 exons.